Messenger RNA from Phlebotomus argentipes, 2201 nucleotides. RefSeq lists its product as uncharacterized. Bases 79 to 2055 code for a protein of 658 amino acids. Gene Ontology annotation, molecular function: DNA-binding transcription factor activity, RNA polymerase II-specific; RNA polymerase II cis-regulatory region sequence-specific DNA binding; zinc ion binding. Gene Ontology annotation, cellular component: nucleus. The transcript is spliced from 3 exons. The record is from RefSeq and is a predicted model, not a curated record. Gene Ontology annotation, biological process: regulation of DNA-templated transcription. NCBI's taxonomy places the organism in Eukaryota, Metazoa, Arthropoda, Insecta, Diptera, Psychodidae.
ACAAAUCGCAGGGUCGUCGAAAAAAUGCGAAUUCUCCGCUUUGAUGCCGGAAAGGAAGUGAGAAAAUUUGGGUGAAAAAUGAGUGGAAAGCCGACGUUUUCGGUGCUGGAGUCGUGUCGAUUGUGCGGUCGGGAGAAUACAGAGUCCAAGGGCAGGCAUUUUCUCUACGGCAUCGAAACCAACACCGAGUUGUUGACCAUUCUGCGGAGUGUCCUCCCAAUCGUGAUAUACCCCGAGGAUCCGCUGUCCAAGUGGAUCUGCACGGGGUGCCGGGAGCACGUGACCAGUUUCUAUGGAAUCUCAGAGCGCUUUAAGCAGUAUCUGGGCAAGUGCCUCGACGCUUUGCAGAAAGUCAACAAGGAACAGACAUACCUGCAGAUCUGCAGCGAUGUUGAGACCUUCGCGGCGACGCUGGAAGACAGCCUGCGGGAGAAGAUGCCGUCCGCCGUCUUCGAUCGCCAUCGACUUGUGCUGAGCAAGCGACCGCGGGUGCCUGAGAAGCGGACGCCCAGGCAGUCCGGAGAGGUGCCAUCACUGUUCAAGACCUGCAUUGAGUACAUCAAUCGCGAGGGGAAGAAUCUCUUGCACACCUACUUGAGUGUGGACAGCGCGGCGACGUGGAGUGAGUCGGAGAUCGCGGAUUCCGACAGCAGUAUGAGCUUAGAUGAGUUUCACGGCGAGGAGGAGCAAUUCUUCGAUUCAACGGCGAUGGAGUGUAACGUGAACAUUGUCGAGGGAUACUCAGAGCAGGAGAGCUUCAGCGAGCUGCCUCCGCUGGAGAAUGGCGUGAAGAAGCGGAAGCUCUCCAGUCGCUCCUCAAGUUCGUCUGAGCGGCCGCAGACGCGGGCCAAGUCGCGCAUCAACUAUUCUGAGGAGAUGAUUGACGAUGCGCUGUUUUACGAGCAAAUCAUGCUGGAUGAGUACAAGAGGAAGGCGAAGAGCAGGGAGAAGUCGCCGUUUAAGGAGGAGCCAGUAUACAAGAAGCGCCAAGUGGCGGCCAAGAGCACGACAAGAAACAGUAUUGCAAAUCCCCUGAUGGACAUCAGGAAGCAACUCAAGACGGAUCCCACACAGGUUAUUCAGUUCAACUCUGAGCUCAGCAUUCAUCUGAAAGUGAAGGAGGAGCCGCGAGAGCUUCGCCAGGGCGUGAACAGCUCUCUAAACACGCCGACAACGUGUAAAUUCUGUCGGAAGACUUUUCCCAAUGCGGCCGUGCUGUCGAAGCACCAGCUGCGCCACUUUGUGCUGCGCCUCAAGAAGUUGGACACGCCGGAGAUUCUGCACACCAAAUUCCGACGCUACAGCUACAGAUUUCCCAACUUUCGCUGCUGCAACUGCCUGAGCUAUUUCAUGUCCAAGGAGACGCUGAAGGAUCACUGGACGAAGGGCGAGUGCGAGUUCUUCUGUCGCGUCUGUCGUGCCUCAUUCCACCGCAGCCGACCGGAGCUGCACAAGCACUACCUCCUGGUGCACGGAGUGCGCUUCAAUGACACCAUCUUUGCGGUGUCUGGCCUGGAGAUUGACGAGACGAAGAUGUGCAACGUGUGCUACUGCACCUUCCCCAAUUUCCAGUCGCGCAACUCCCACAUGAAGAUACACAAGAAGAAGGGCGAGCUGAUACUGAUGAGCCCCUCCACGAGUGCCGUGCCGACGCCCAGGCCGCGACUGCAGAUCAAUCAGGCGUUGCAGAUGGAGAUCAAGCGUCUGGAGUUCGCCAGCCACCAAAGAUUCAACGGCAUGUCCUCUUCGUCGCACAUGAUGCCGCCGCACCCCAUGAAUCAUCGUCCGGCGAUGCCGCACAUGCUGCCGCCGCCGCGAUUCGCCGGCCCAGGGCCCAUGAAGCGAUUCUCGGAGGCGCCGUCGUCCCUGGGCGACGCCAUGGGACGGAUGUACAACUGCAUCCCGUGCGGCGGCAAGUUCCCCAACAAGACGGAGCUCUAUCGCCACAAGAGGACCUGCCCGCAGCUCCUGCGCACUUGCUGCCAUCUGUGCUGGAAGCAAUUCACCACCACGUCGGAGUUUGAGAACCACAUGCGGCAGCACCAUCACGCCUAACGAGCACCUGUGCAGCCAAUACUCUCUCUUCUCUCUAUUUCCUUCCGGCCAGCGCCGGACACUAUCUCGUAGCGUAAUCGUAUGAUGAACAAGAGCAACAUAAAUGUUACAAAAUUGCCAGAAUAAAGAGUAAAUCAUUGUAAAAA